CUUGUAUAAAUCAAUAUCCUUAUCAGAACCGGCUGUGAUGGAGUUUCCUGAACUUAAAGGACAUACUCGUCGUGACUAUUGGCUAGCCAUUAUUCAAGAAAUACUAUAUGUCCACAGAUUUAUACAUAAGUUUCAGAUUACAGGAGUUGAAAGGGAUGAAACACUUUCAAAGGCCAUACUUGGAAUUUUGCGAGUACAAGCCCUUAAAGAAAUAAGUUCUUCUAUCCCUCUCUGCUGUGAGUCUCUUCUUAUGUUCAAUCUAUGUGAUAAACUUCCAGGUGGAGACCUAAUUCUGGAAACACUUACAAACAUGUCAACCUCAAGGGAAUCAUAUCGGACUAACAAUUUUAUUGCUAAAGGUGGAAUGUAUUCAAUAUCAUCUUUGGCCAUGGCUUCUAACUUAGGCUCUGUGUUUGGAAUGAGUUCAAGUGUUCCCAAUGAGGCUGGGCUUGUUGUGGGGGAAAUUGCUGUAGGAGAGAUGACUUCACUGGAAAGAUCAGUUAAAGAGUCUAAAAGCGGCUAUAAGGAGGUGGUGAUUGCACAAGAAACAGUUGAUGGAGUUAAAGUAAAUGACAUUGAGACCAAUUUGAUAUGAUCAUGAAGGUGUUGCUAGAAAUGAUUUCUUUUUCUUUAUUUUCAUUUUUUUUCUUUUUCUGUUUUACAUUCAAAAUCGAUAAGGAUUUUAAGCGAUUGGAUAUGAGUAUAACAACUAAUCCCUAUAUAGUUGGUGUUGCUAAAAAGAAGCUGCUCUAGGAAGCAGCCUUCUAACUUAAUAAAUAGAAUGAAUCCAUUACGUGGCUAAUGUCUGCAAAUUGCAUUUCAUAAACAGACUGAAUUAACACAAAUGAUAUGUCAUUUCUAUUUUAGUCUA
Cornus florida is the source of this 871-nucleotide messenger RNA. RefSeq lists its product as uncharacterized. The transcript has 2 exons. The record is from RefSeq and is a predicted model, not a curated record. The coding region runs from base 38 to 595 and encodes 185 amino acids. NCBI's taxonomy places the organism in Eukaryota, Viridiplantae, Streptophyta, Magnoliopsida, Cornales, Cornaceae.